CCUUGGCGCCCUCUAGUGGUGGCACCAUAAGUGUGUCCUUUUAAAAAUCUCAGCAAACUGAAUAGUCUUCUAACAUUAGUAUACAGUUCCCAUUUCUACAUGAUUGCAGAGCUCAGUUCCAGCCCUGCUCUAAUCUACCUGUAAGUGCUCAUAAAGACCUUAACUAGCUGGUUCAGCUGUAUUUGAUCAGGGUUAUAGACAACUUUGCAGGAAAUUAGAUCUCCAGAACAGGAUUGGGCACCCCUUGCUUACAGUAUGUGCUGUGAUACUGUGUUCUGUGUUAUGUUUAGUGAAUAAAUUGAUAACUCAUUCCUUCAUUUUAUUUUUAAGUCUUUUAUAAUGCCACCCCUUUGUUAUCCUAUAAAUAAUUUUCUAUAGUAUCCACCCCAUGGAUAUAUGCUAACUACUGAAGCUAGUUGUAAAACUGGAAAGUUGAGAUUCCAUCUCCAGGUCAUUCUGUGACUGACUAAACUAAAGCAAACCACCUUUAAGCAAUGUAAUACGAUGAGACACUUCUAAAUGCUGUUGGGAAGAUUUUCAAGUUGUGACAAAUGAGAAACACACAGUGAGUACAGAAUGUAAGUUGUAUUUUAUAUCUGUAAAAUAAAAGUAGCUGUUCGUCCUCUUGAGGUUUAUCUUAAUUUGUGCACGAACCAAAUACUUUAGUGUGCCACUGUCAUUGUAGUACUACCAAUAGCAUAUACUUUUUAUACUUUAUGUCUGCAUAUACUUUAAAAACAGUGCUACAGUAUGGCUGCCAAAAGAAGUCUCUUUGGGGAGCAAAACACACCUGCUGUCAAGAGUGAAUCACCUGAGCCCAGCUGUGUGUCAAUGAAGAGUGCCGAAUCAAAGGACACACCAGUUAACUUAAAGGACUCUUCUGCUGAUGUCAGUCUAAUUCAGGGUAAAUCUCCUGAGCCCAGCUGUGUGUCCAUGAAGAGUGAUGAAUCAAAGGACACACCAGUUAACUUUAGAGAAUCUUCUGAUGAUGUCAGCAACAAACAGGUUGGAUCAAACUUGCUUGAAAAGAAGAAGUUGGACUCAAUUUUUAAGGAGCUUAAGCCCAAAAUGAUCUUUCUGAUGAAAAAAGAGCUGAAGAGGUUCAAGAGAUUACUGAGUCCAGAUUACCCAGCAUGCUCUGAGAGAGAGCAGGAUGAUGAUGAUAAAGGUCAGGAUAGAAUCAGACAGGGAAUUCUGAAAAUGGCACUGCAUGUCCUGGGGGAGAUGAACCAGACAAACCUUGCAAACACAUUACAGACCAAAUGUGCCCCUGUAUGUCAACAAAAACUUAAAUCCAAACUUAAAGAAAAAUGUCAAAGAAUUAAUGAAGGGAUCUUCAAUCAAAUGAGCUCAACACUUCUUCAUGACAUCUACACAGAGCUCUACAUCACAGAAGGAGGGAUUGGAGAAGUCAAUAACGAGCAUGAGGUGAGACAGAUUGAGACAGCAUCCAGGAGACCAGAGACGCAGGAAACACCAAUUAAAUGCAAUGACAUUUUUAAAGCCUUACCUGGACAAAACAAACCCAUCAGAACUGUGCUGACUAAAGGAGUUGCUGGAAUUGGCAAAACAGUUUCUGUGCAUAAAUUCAUUCUGGACUGGGCAGAAGGAAAUACUAAUCAAGAUGUUCAUUUCAUAUUCCCACUUCCUUUCAGAGAGCUCAAUUUGAUGAAGGAUAAAAACAUCAGUCUGAUGGAGCUUCUUCGUCUUUUUUUCAAAGAUGCAAAAUCACUGAGAUCAACAGACUAUAAGGAUUAUAAGGUUGUGUUCAUAUUUGAUGGAAUGGAUGAAUGUCGACUUCCUUUAGAUUUCACAAAAAAUCCAAACCUGUUUGAUGUAACAGAACCGGCCUCUGUGGAUGUGCUGCUGACCAAUCUCAUUAAGGGGAAUCUGCUUCCAUCCGCUCUCCUCUGGAUCACCUCUCGACCAGCAGCAGCCAGUCAGAUUCCUCCUGAGUGUGUCAACCAGAUUACAGAGGUACGAGGGUUCAGUGACACUCAGAAGGAUGAGUAUUUCAGAAAGAGGAUCAGAGAUCAGAGUUUGGCCAAAAAAAUCAUCUCACACAUAAAAUCAUCAAGGAGCCUCUACAUCAUGUGUCACAUUCCAGUGUUCUGCUGGAUUUCAGCCACUGUUCUACAAAGAAUGCUUUGUGAAGCAGAGAGUGCAGACAUCCCCAGGACUCUCACUCAAAUGUUCACUCACUUCCUGAUCUUUCAGACCAAAGUAAAGUCUCUGAAAUAUGAUGGGAAAUAUGAAGUAGAUCCUCAGCUGACACAGAAUAAUAUUCUGUCGCUAGGAAAGUUAGCUUUUGAACAACUAGAAAAGGGUAACCUGAUCUUCUAUGAGGAGGACUUGAGAGAGUGUGGCAUUGAUGUCAGAGAAGCAUCAGUGUACUCUGGAAUUUGCACUCAAAUCUUCAGAGAGGAGUUUGAAUUGUACCUGGGAAAAGUGUACAGCUUUGUGCACCUGAGCAUUCAGGAGUUUCUUGCUGCUCUAUUCAAGCUUGUUUCCUUUAUUGGGAACAAAGAGCACAACCCAAAAAUAAAUGAGUUUCUAAAAAAUGAAGUGAACCGGUCCAUGCAGAGUGAGAGUGGACACCUGGAUCUUUUCCUCCGAUUCCUUCUGGGUCUUACGUCUGUGUCCAGUCAGGCUCUUCUGCAAGGCCUGUUGGCACAGACAGAAAGCAUGUCCUUCAGCCAAGAAGAAAUAGUUGAUUACAUAAAGAUGAAGAUUAGAGAGAAUUUAUCUCCAGAUAAAUCCAUCAAUCUGUUCCACUGUCUGAAUGAACUAAACGAUCAUUCACUAGUGCAGGAAGUCCAGACAUACUUGAGUAAAACAGGUGCAAACUGCCUGUCUGGAGCCAAACUCUCUCCUUCUCAGUGGUCAGCUCUGGUGUUUGUGUUGCUAAACUCAGAUGAAGAGUUGGAUGAGUUUAAUCUAAGCAAAUAUGAUCAAUCAGAGGAAUGUCUUCUAAGGCUGCUGCCAGUAGUGAAAACAUCUACUAAAGCAGAUCUGAGUGGCUGUGGUCUCACAGAAAAAAGUUGUUUGGCACUGGCCUCAGCUCUCAGCUCAAACUCUACAAAUCUAAGAGAGCUGAACCUGAGUGACAACAACCUAGAAGAUUCAGGACAGAAAAACCUCUCUACUGGACUGAAGAAUCCACAGUGUAAACUGGAGAUAUUAAAGCUUUCUAGGUGCCUAAUUAGAGAGGAAGGUUGUGCUGCCCUGGCAUCAGCUAUGAGAUUAAACCCGUCUCACCUAAGAGAACUGGAUCUAAAUUGGAACAAACCAGGAGACAACGGAGUGAAGUUUCUUUCUGAUGUACUGAAGGAUCCACAAUGUAAACUGGAGAAACUGCAACUGUGGGACUGUAAUAUUGGAGAGGAAGGCUGUACUGCUCUGGCUUCAGUUCUAAGGUCAAACCCCUCACACCUGAGAGAACUCAAUCUGAACUAUAAUAAACCAGGAUGUUCAGGAAUAAAACAACUUGCUGCUCUACUAAAGGAUCAGCAUUGUAAAAUGAUUAAAUUAAUGCUGGAUAACUGCAGUAUUGGAGAGGAAGAUUGUGCUGCUCUGAUUUCAGCUAUAAGAUCAAACCCCUCACACCUGAGAGAAUUGAAUCUGAACUACAAUGAACCAGGGGAGUCAGGAGCGAAGUUUCUUUCUACUCUACUGAAGGAUCCACAAUGUAAACUGGAGAAACUUAAGUUGUCUAAUUGCAGUAUUAAAGAGAAAGGAUGUGCUGCUCUGGCUUCAGCUCUGAGAUCAAACCCGUCACACCUGAGAAAGCUGGAUCUGAGCUGUAAUAAACUAGGAAAUGCAGGAGUGAGGCAACUUUCUGCUUUACUGAAAGAUCCACAGUGUAAACUGGAGACACUCAAGGUUUGGGAAUGCAAAAUUGGAGAACAAGGCUGUGCAGUUCUGGCUUCAGCUAUGAGAUCAAACCUAUCACACCUGAGAGAACUGAAUCUGAACUAUAAUAAACUAGGUGAUUCAGCAGUGAAGCUUCUCUCUGAUUUACUGCUGGAUCCACACUGUAAACUGGUGAAACUGCGGUUGUCUGAAUGCAGUAUUGGUGAAGAAGGUUGUAAUGUUCUGAUCUCAGCUCUGAGAUCAAACCCCUCACACCUUAGAUUGCUCAGUAUGAACAAUAAUGAACCAGGACACUCAGGAGUGAAGCAGAUCGCUGAUCUACUUCAAAAUCCACUGUGUAAGCUGGAGAAACUAUGGUUGUCUAACUGUGGUAUCACAGAGGAAGAUUGCAUUGCCCUUGCUUCAGCUCUAAAAUCAAACCCAUCACACCUGAGACACCUGAAUCUAAAUAAAAAUAAACCAGGAGACUAUGGAGUGAAGCUGCUAAGUGCUCUACAGGACGAUCCCCACUGUAAACUAGAUAGGCACAGGAAGGUUGUCCUCCAGGAGCACAGUUGGCUACCCCAUUCUAAAGCCCAAAGAAAAUCUAUGCUUCAACUGGUAAAUACACUGAGGGGUGUCCUGGACAAGACAGAAGAUUUAAAAGAUAUGCUGUGUAUAUUAUUGCAAUGUGGAGGCAUCCCAAGUCAUUCUAACAGCUUCAUACACAAGGAUUAUGUUGUCAAUUUAAGCUCUUCAACUGCCCAGGACAAUCUUAAACCACCAGAUCUGGGUUGUCACACUGUCUCAUCGGUGACCCAGAUAUGACCCAGGGUUUCUCAUUUAACUUGGGACAGUAUAACACCAGCACUGUCAAGAUCUGCAUGAUUACAAAGGGCAGGGAGUUGCAGCACCGCCCUCAAGAAGAAUAGAUGUGACACUAAUCAAUACAGCCCUAGAUCCUGCCCUAAGAUCCUGAAAAUAAUUAAUAGUAGUAAUAAUAGUAGUAAUAGUAUGAAAAGUAACUAUGCAUGAAAAAGGUAUACAUAUGUAUACAUGUAUACAUAUUUGGGAAUGCAUAUCAUUUGCAUAAGCAAUUUCACUUUUAUGCAUGGGGGGCACCCACUGGCAGACGAGCCAUAAGCAAUUUGUAUGUUCUAAAUUUUAUAUAUUUAGAUAACAUAUAUUCUGCAUUAAAAAUAGAA
Molecule: messenger RNA, 5057 nt
Organism: Labeo rohita (rohu)
Lineage: Eukaryota; Metazoa; Chordata; Actinopteri; Cypriniformes; Cyprinidae
Product: NACHT, LRR and PYD domains-containing protein 12
Exons: 16
Coding region: 751-4680 (1309 amino acids)
Molecular function (GO): protein binding
Source: RefSeq, a predicted model, not a curated record